Molecule: messenger RNA, 1659 nt
Organism: Pan troglodytes (chimpanzee)
Lineage: Eukaryota; Metazoa; Chordata; Mammalia; Primates; Hominidae
Exons: 3
Coding region: 1-741 (246 amino acids)
Biological process (GO): exocytosis; regulation of calcium ion-dependent exocytosis; spontaneous neurotransmitter secretion
Cellular component (GO): membrane; synapse
Source: RefSeq, a predicted model, not a curated record
AUGGCCGAGGAGGCGGCCACACCAUGGGCCUUGGAGGCGAGGGCAGCCAUCUUGGCAGCCAGGGUCCGGCUCUCACUCUCCAGCUGUUGCACUGAUCACCCUGUCCCUCCUCUUUCCCUACACCUCAUACCCCUCCUGGCCCCCGGCCGAGGCCCAGGCCUCGUGGCAUCAGCCCUAACACUCCCUUCUUGCCAGCAGGAGUUCUGUUACGAGAUCAAGCAUGGGGACCUGGCCAAGAAGUCCCUGGAGGUCACCGUUUGGGAUUACGACAUUGGAAAAUCCAACGAUUUCAUUGGUGGUGUGGUUCUGGGCAUCCACGCCAAGGGGGAGCGCCUGAAGCACUGGUUUGACUGCCUGAAGAACAAGGACAAGCGCAUCGAGCGCUGGCACACGCUCACCAGCGAGCUCCCAGGGGCUGUGCUCAGCGACAGACGCCCACCCGCCACUGCUACCCCUGCCGCCACCUGCGCCCGGCACGGCCGGCCCCGGGCUUCCCCAGCAGCCACCAAGGCCUGUGGCCCCCACACUGGGGGAGAUCCAGAACCCCUGCUUGGACACAGAGCCACUGCAGUCCCCGCUUGGAGGACGUGGAGGGCCCAGCCACUCUGGGACGGGGAGGGCAAGGAGCUGGGGUGGGGGGCUCUCAGCCCUCUGGGGCCCAAGAAGCCGGUGGUGGAAAGAGACCUCAGCACCUGCCCAGGGGAAGGGGACACGCCCAUCUGGGAGCAAAGACCCUUCUAGAGGCCAGCCCUGGCUGAGAGGACAGGAGUGUGGGGGCGCCUUGGCGGACAGUGGGAACAGAGGAGGGAGGUGGUGAGCAGACAGACAGGUGGAGGAUGGGACCUUGAAGACUGGCUGCUCCAGCCCAAGAAAGCCUGACUGCAUCCCUCAUCUCCUUCGCUGCUGGGCAGAUGGAAGAAGUGGGCUUGCCGGCCGAAAGUCUGCCAGAGUUCCCGGAGGCUCCUGAUGACGGGUAAAUUGGCACAUGCUUCACUCAAUGAUUCCACAAGCCCUGGGGGUGAAUGAGACACAGGGCCUGCCCUCAGGGAGUUCCCAUCUAGUCAGGAAGCCGGAACAAACCAUUCCAACUGGGGUGAGAAAUACCAAGACCAGCUUGACCAGUCUGCAAGUACCGUGGGCUCUGCUGACUCUGCCGGGAGGUCAGGGAAGGCUUCCUGGAGGAGGCGGUGCUUCCGUAAGGCCUUGGAGGGUGAGUGGGGGCUUCUAAAAGCAGUCCAGGCAGUGGGAGUGGUCUAAAACGGCCUGGAGAGAGAAAGCCAAUGGGGCUGGGGUGCUGUGGACCCGGGGUCUCCUCUCCAGGGGAGGGUUUGUUAGGAAGGUGUGAGGCUCGAGGCAGGAGGUGGGGGACGUGAUGGAAACACCAUGGAGAAACUGGUGUAGGCUCAAGUUCAGACCUCAGACCCAAGUCUCCCACUCUGAUCUCUUUCUACUCCUGAGGGACCUCAAGGACGGAGCCCGCCCCUCCUCCUUCUCGGCAUAAGCAUCAGGUCAGCUGCGGUGGAGAAAAGGGUCCCUUGUGCUUGGAAAAAAAGCAAGCAUUCCUACACGUCCUGACUCUGCCCUUUCCCCUCCCCUCCACUCCCUGGCUCACACUGGGGGCCUCCGGGUGCUUGCUCGUGGCAUCUUGGUCCCACUACC